Messenger RNA from Exophiala aquamarina CBS 119918, 1509 nucleotides. RefSeq lists its product as uncharacterized. Gene Ontology annotation, cellular component: cytoplasm. Lineage: Eukaryota; Fungi; Ascomycota; Eurotiomycetes; Chaetothyriales; Herpotrichiellaceae. The record is from RefSeq and is a predicted model, not a curated record. The transcript has a single exon. Bases 1 to 1509 code for a protein of 502 amino acids. Gene Ontology annotation, molecular function: sphingomyelin phosphodiesterase activity.
AUGGAGCCUGCGACUACAGAAACGAAGCUGGAUCUCUCGGUCUCAUCGAUUCGCAUUUUGACUUUGAAUUGCUGGGGUCUCAAGUACAUUUCCAAAUUUCGAUCUGAGCGACUGUCCGAAAUAGGAAAUCGGAUUGCAACCAUUUCACCACAGCUCGAUAUUGUUGGUCUACAAGAAUGUUGGGCCUUUUCCGACUAUCUCACAAUCAGAAACCGCACUCGGUCUAUACUUCCAUAUGGUAAAUUUUACCACUCGGGGAUAUUUGGCGCAGGACUGGCGAUCCUCAGUCGCUGGCCAAUCAGAGAGUCAUCUAUGUAUCGCUAUCCUCUCAAUGGUCGGCCAACUGCCUUUUUCAGAGGCGACUGGUUUGUUGGAAAGGGUGUUGCCUGUGCCAAGAUAGCGCUACCUGAUGGAGUGAAUAUUGAGGUGUUCAAUACUCAUCUUCAUGCACCAUAUGAGAAAGAGCCGAACGAUAGCUACAUCUGUCAUCGCACGGCCCAGGCAUGGGAAAUUGCCAAGCUGAUGCGAGCUGCAUCCGAACGGGGAAGCCUAGUGGUUGGAUUAGGGGACUUCAAUAUGGUCCCUCUGAGCUUUGCGCAUGUCCUCAUCGAAAAUCAAGGCCGCGUUCAAGAUGUCUGGCGAGUCCUCAAGCCCGAAAGUAGCGUUGGUGCAAGUAUCGACCCUCCCGAAAAGGAGAGAAGAAAACGAGUUGGAGAGGACGAAACUCCAACCGUCAACACAAGUCUCCAAGAGCAUGGGCAUACGUGCGACUCAGUACUGAAUACCUGGCGAUGGAACAAAGCAGACCAGGAGGCACUCGAAAAGGGCCGUGAUCGAAAGAUUCCAGGAACCGACCCUGAUCCCAAAGCUAAGCGCUUGGAUUAUAUCUUCUUCAGCGGAAUCGGUAAAGGCUGGAACGUCAAAGAUGUGCAAGUUGUCCUCACUGAACGGCAUUCUACCCUACGAUGUUCGCUGACUGAUCAUUUCGCCGUGCAAGCUACUUUGCUGAAAGGCCAGUCCUCUUCGUCGACCCCAGUAAGGAUUGAAGUCCAUGGGGCACUCAAUAAUUCAAGAAGUGAGGAUCCCCUUUCUGAGGUGGCGAGCUUUGAGGACAAGGAUUUUAUUACGGCUGUGUCGAAGGUGCCAACACAAUUCCAACUCGGAAAGGACUUCUAUAACGAUAUUCUAGCCAUGAUUGAUAAGUACGCACUACGGGAAAGAAAGCAACGACGAUAUCGACUAGUGCACUUCAUUGGAUCGGCAUUGUUUUCGAUUGGAAGUUUCAUUGCCGUAUGGUGGUCGCCCAUAAACUUUGUGUCGUUCAUUCUCAUUCUUGUGAGCAGUCUAGGACUUAUGGCUGGCACAGUGGAUGGGUUGAUCGGCGGCCUGUUUGUUGGAUCUGAGUUGCGGGCCCUUGCCGAGUUUGAAUGGGAGGUGCGGAACGCUCUCCAACUCACCGGUGGUCCAGUGCAGGAAGAUCAAGCACUUCAGGACUGGUACGAUAAAUGA